Messenger RNA from Symbiodinium sp. CCMP2456, 318 nucleotides. Lineage: Eukaryota; Dinophyceae; Suessiales; Symbiodiniaceae. The record is from the annotation of a GenBank genome assembly.
AUGCAUGUUUGUCGCAGCUGCUGGCUCCAAAGCCUGGUCCCGUGUGUGUUCUGCGAAGGACAGCGCAUGCAAAUGGCAACUUUGCGCUCCGCUCUGCGCAGUUCUCUGCCCCUGGUGGACCAGGCCAUCAGGCCGACAAGUUCUUUGCAGCUAGUUCGGAACUUCGCUACUACGAAGGCUGCCUCACCAGAAACUCCACUCAUGCACUACAAAGCGACGCAGCAGGCUACGAGCUCCAUUAAUCAUCGAAUCUUCUACGUCAACGUGGUCGCCAUGGUUCUCGUGUACGACCUCGGGUCGUCAAUGCUGGACUUCUGA